AUGCGGCUUUGGACCUGCGUUUCCUGCUUGGGCGCAUCGUGCAGAGAAGAAGAUCUUGAAGAUGGGCACUUUGCAGAACCUGAAGCUGAUGAGCACAUGGUGAUUGCUGCCAACUCUCUGGAGAACAUCAAGUUGAAGAAGAGGGUGUCCUUCCAGGACGAUUCAGUUGAGCAGCAUUUCCCAGCCGUAGCGUCUUCAACGCGAGCGCCCUCCAGCUUUCGGGCUUCCAGCGAGGGCUUGCGCCGCAAGUCCCGCAUCGAUGGCAUCAUCUGGAAGCAGCGCAAGAUUCGAGCACGAGCCAGGUUGCUCCUGGUCAAAUUCCUCGACGGAAAUGGAUUCAACCGCGUUGACGUGAACUGCAGGAGGACGAGACUUUUCGGCAUCUCUCGCACUCACCCGCUCCACGAAGCCGCCAAGCAGAACAACGCGGAGGUUGCCUAUUGGCUGCUCCAUUUCGGGGCCGAUCCAGCCAGGAGGGAUUCAGCAGGUUUGACCCCAGUAGAUUAUGCCAAAGCCGCAUCACAUCACCAGGUUCGAGAAGUGUUUGAAGCCUUGGCUUCAAGCCGAAGAGCAAGGAGGAUCUGGGCGCUGCGCGGCUUCGAGACGUUUUUCGCCGAGCUUGAACAGUCUGAUGGGUUGGCCUGCCGGAAGCUUGGCCUCGUGCCAUUGGCAAGCACUCACAAAGUUCUUGGGGGAAAGGAGAAGCCCUGA
Molecule: messenger RNA, 711 nt
Organism: Effrenium voratum
Lineage: Eukaryota; Dinophyceae; Suessiales; Symbiodiniaceae
Source: the annotation of a GenBank genome assembly